AUGAACUAUAUAUUAAAAAAUAACAAAUAUCAUAAAAACAGAUAUAUAAUUUUAAAACUAAUUGUACGCAGCAUAACACUAAAUAUACCACCAGGAGUACGUAAACGACACUGUGGUGUCCGUUCUACUCAGUGUCUCUACUAUAUAUCUGCAUUUCUUGCUUUAUCACCACUUGCCAUACUAAUAGUAUACGUAACACUAAUUUAUAAUCGCCGUGAAGCAGAGCUGCUCCUUAUGUAUGCAGGACAAGUUGUUUGUGAUUUUCUUAAUACUCAACUUAAACACAUUUUUCAACAAGCACGACCAAGCGCAAUAAUCAGUGAUUAUGGCAUGCCGAGUAAUCAUGCACAAUUUAUUUCAUAUUUUGCAGGUUAUUUGUUAUUAUGGUGUUUUUUUCGAGCACAAAACCUACCCCAACAUAUUUGUAUAAGAAAUAUGGUGAUUCUUAUAGUAUCUGUAAUUUCUGUAUGUUUUAGCAGAGUUUAUCUUCACUUUCAUACAGUAUGGCAAGUUAUUGUUGGUUUUUUUGUUGGCGCAGUUUUCUCUGUUUUUUGGUUUUUUUUCAUUUCACUUUUGCGUAAGAUUGGUUUAAUUGAUGUGGUAUUGCGUUCCUGGCCUAAUAAUUAUUUAUACAUUAAAGACACAAUGAACAAGGAACAUAACACAAUUAAAAAAGAAUGGGAAACCUGGACCAAAUCUAAUUUUUAUAAACAAAAAUGA
This is a messenger RNA of Pneumocystis jirovecii RU7, 720 nucleotides long. RefSeq lists its product as uncharacterized. Gene Ontology annotation, molecular function: sphingosine-1-phosphate phosphatase activity. The transcript is spliced from 8 exons. The coding region runs from base 1 to 720 and encodes 239 amino acids. The record is from RefSeq and is a predicted model, not a curated record. NCBI's taxonomy places the organism in Eukaryota, Fungi, Ascomycota, Pneumocystomycetes, Pneumocystales, Pneumocystaceae.